ACACACACACACACACAGAGGAACACACACACACACACUGAGACAUGACGGCGGGGACUGAAGUCUGCGACUCGAGAGGAGAGGAGGGGGGCACGACCGGCUGCAGCCGACAGGGCAGCCCGGGGAGACUCUGGGACUCGGUCAAGAAAGCUGCUUUUGUCAUCGGAUCUGGGAUCCUGUUCCUGGCGGCCUUCGGCAACUCCCUGACCUGGCACCUCCAGAGGUUCUGGGGAGCUUCAGGAGAUUUCUGGCAGAACCUGUGGACCAAGCUGUACGUGGCGUUCGAGGGUCACGAUGAAGCUCUGUUCUACUUAGGAACCAUGUUCGCUCCCACCGUGGUGUUCUGGGUGUCCAACGGGGUGCUGCUGAUUGCCGACACCACCGGGAAACCCAACUUCAUCACCCGCUACCGCAUCCAGGUGGACAAGAACAAUCCGGUGGACCCGGAGAAGCUGCGCCACGCGGUGAAGACGGUCCUCUUCAACCAGGUCUUCAUCUCCGGGCCCAUGGUGGUGGCCUGCUACCACCUGAUGAGCUGGACCGGAGACCCCUGCGGACCCGAGCUGCCCACCUUCCACUGGGCGCUGACGGAGCUGGCCAUCUUCUCCAUCAUGGAGGAGGUCAUGUUCUACUACUCCCACCGGGUCUUCCACCACCCCCGCCUCUACAAGCGCUUCCACAAGCAGCACCACGAGUGGACCGCCCCCAUCGGCAUCGUCUCCAUCUACGCUCACCCACUGGAGCACGUGAUCUCCAACACGCUGCCAGUGGUGAUCGGCCCGGUGCUCCUGGGCUCCCACCUGACCACCGCCAGCACCUGGUACUGCCUGGCUCUGGUCAGCACCACCAUCUCCCACAGCGGCUACCACCUCCCCUUCCUGCCCUCCCCCGAGUACCACGACUUCCACCACCUCAAGUUCAACCAGUGCUUCGGCGUCUUCGGCGUGCUCGACCGGCUCCACGGCACCGACGCCAAGUUCCGGCAGACGAAGCAGUACGAGCGCCACGUGCUGCUGACCAGCCUCACGCCGCUCAGCGAGAGCAUCCCCGACCACCCCAAGAAGGGCCAGUGACCUCUGACCCCUCAGGCUCCUCGUCCCCCUCACGCAGUGUAACUCAGACUGGUAGGAAUGUGAUUGUAGCACUUUACCAAGAGUUUGGCCUCUGACUGCCUGUGAAGACGUUUUAUCUUUUGUUUAAAACUCGUUUUAUGAUCAUCGGUUGAGCUUUCUGACUUCUGACCGCAGGCGUGUCACAUUUAUAGGAAGGUAACGUGGAAUGUAAAGAAAGAGGGUGAAUGAUGAGAUGAGAAAAGCUGUCUUUACUCUGAAAACCUUGAUGUAAAAUAACUCAAAUUAAAUCGUUGUGAUGCCUUAGAUGAAAAAUCUACCUUUUAACAUUUUUAUUCAGAUCAUCUGAACAGAUUCUGGAUUCAUAGGAGUUUAAUAACAUUUUUCUAUGGUAGGAAAUGAAACUUUACCGUAUUUCAUCAUACAUUAAACUGACAGUGGGGCAUCAUGUUCUCAUUUUUCUUAAUUUAUCUGAAAACCAGCUUUCUAUUUCUGGCGCGUCUGGUGUGUUCAAGGACCACUCAGACUGUGGGAAAUCUGCCUUCUAUGAUAAAACAGUGUUUUUGCACUUGGGUAGCGAUUCACGUCGACUGUCGAUGUUAAAGAUGGUAUUCAUGUUGACAUUUCAAUCAGCUGAUACUGGAACUACACGCAGCAUCCGCUGUGUAAUUUGACAUCAGCCUCAUAUCCGUGAGAGAAAAGCAUGUUUUGUACGAAUGAUGCCGUUCUGAUGGAAAU
Salarias fasciatus (jewelled blenny) is the source of this 1808-nucleotide messenger RNA. RefSeq names its product fatty acid hydroxylase domain containing 2 (gene faxdc2). The transcript is spliced from 9 exons. NCBI's taxonomy places the organism in Eukaryota, Metazoa, Chordata, Actinopteri, Blenniiformes, Blenniidae. Gene Ontology annotation, molecular function: iron ion binding; oxidoreductase activity. The record is from RefSeq and is a predicted model, not a curated record. Bases 45 to 1073 code for a protein of 342 amino acids. Gene Ontology annotation, biological process: lipid biosynthetic process.